AGGCCACCGAUUUGUUUUUCUUUGUGGAGAGAAAGAAAGGGGUGGGGGUUAUUUAUCGGAUCGGAUUCUCCCAUUUUUGUGUGUGAGAGAUUCGUGUCUUGCAAGUCUCUAAGGAACGUAAAACUGUGUCUGGGUAUCGUUAGAGAGAGGAUUCCCAAGUCCUUCUUAAUACCCAAACUCGAAGUGGGGUGAACCCCCUCCCCAACUUUCCCCUUAGUUUUCUUGCAUAUUUUCUUCUUGGCAUAGUCUCCUUCCUGGGGAAGGAUUUGGGGAGAGGAGAAGGGGACACAGUGUCUCAAGUUGCUUCCAAGCAAUGCCUGUGUUUGGGUCUCCUUUGCCUUCCUUUCUAUGAUGUCCCUUCAAUUUUUAUUUUAAUCAUCCAGGGGACAAGGGCCCUGGCUCAGGGGUAGGCGAUGGUGAUCGGGGAGUAAGAAGCACUGCCCGUGUGCCAUGCUGGUUGGUAGUUUGUCUAAUUUUUUUAACCUGCUGAAACUCUUGAACCUUCAUAACCACUUUUCCCCCCACUUUGUUUAUCUCCCCCUCCCCCAUGGGAGAAGCAGCAAAACGGAAAAGCCUCUCCAUUUCUGAAUGAAGCCUUUCUGCUCUCCUCUGGGAGGCUUUUUGGGGAUUGGUGCUGGGACAAUCUAGGCUCCCCCAGAGACCUUGAACCCUUGGGGUGUUGGGGAGGGCACUGGGGGUCUGGGUGGCUGGCACAGAGCAGUCGGGGUCCCGAAGGCCUUGCCCCUCCCCGCUCCCGUUUUCUGCAGACAGCCGGUGAGUGGGGAGAGACUGGGGGGUCAUGUGCAGUAUAUUUAUGUAAGACACCCAGACAGAGGGCACGGGUAUUUAUAUAACCCGGCGUGGGUAUUUAUGUAAUAUAGGAUGCGGGUAUAUUUAUGUUCCUUUCCUAACCUGCGGGUUUCCUGGCUACCGUGUGUGGUCUCUGAAUUGGUGUUGGUGGAGAAUGGACUGGGGUGUGGGGGGGUUGCGUGCACACCUCCCCCCCGCCGCCCCCCGCAACAGGGCUCACUGUGCGUGCCUGCUUUUCUUUCUUCCCUUGGAGUGUACACACUCGGGAAGCUGGACGUGUGUGUACGUGGGGUGUGUGGCGUGUGGGUUUCCUGCAAACGUGGACUGCGUUCCCCUGGCAGCGUGGCACCUCAGCUGAGAUGGGCCAAGCAUGUGGGCAGUGGCCCUUGAUUGAGAGCCCAGAGUUUGGCCAGCUCGGGUGGAGGUCCCGGCCUCAUGGUUAUUGGUGGAAGGCUGGUGAGCUCCUGGGGUGCCAGGUUGCUGGGGUUGGCCUGUCUCUCCUGGGCUCUGUCCACUGUCCCUGCAAUCCAUCUCCCUCCCAGGCUGGCCUGGUUGUUGGGGGCAGCACUUGGCAUGGGCAAGGGGCUGAUCUUCUGUGCCAGCACAGCUGCUCUGCAGUCUUCCUGUUUUGCCCGGUUCGUGAGUGUGGGAGACCACCAGGUGGGAUGGCCGGAGCCCUGUCCUAGCAAGAGUGAGCCAUGGAGCUACGCGUGGGGAACAAGUACCGCCUGGGACGGAAGAUUGGGAGCGGGUCCUUCGGAGAUAUCUACUUGGGUGCCAACAUCGCCUCUGGUGAGGAAGUCGCCAUCAAGCUGGAGUGUGUGAAGACGAAGCACCCCCAGCUGCACAUUGAGAGCAAGUUCUACAAGAUGAUGCAGGGCGGCGUGGGGAUCCCUUCCAUCAAGUGGUGCGGAGCUGAGGGCGACUACAACGUGAUGGUCAUGGAGCUGCUGGGGCCCAGCCUCGAGGACCUGUUCAACUUCUGUUCCCGCAAGUUCAGCCUCAAGACGGUGCUGCUCCUGGCCGACCAGAUGAUCAGCCGCAUCGAGUAUAUCCACUCCAAGAACUUCAUCCACCGGGACGUCAAGCCCGACAACUUCCUCAUGGGGCUGGGGAAGAAGGGCAACCUGGUCUACAUCAUCGACUUCGGCCUGGCCAAGAAGUACCGGGACGCCCGCACCCACCAGCACAUUCCCUACCGGGAAAACAAGAACCUGACCGGCACGGCUCGCUACGCUUCCAUCAACACGCACCUGGGCAUUGAGCAAAGCCGUCGAGAUGACCUGGAGAGCCUGGGCUACGUGCUCAUGUACUUCAACCUGGGCUCCCUGCCCUGGCAGGGACUCAAAGCAGCCACCAAGCGCCAGAAGUAUGAGCGGAUCAGCGAGAAGAAGAUGUCAACGCCCAUUGAGGUCCUCUGCAAAGGCUAUCCCUCUGAAUUCUCAACAUACCUCAACUUCUGCCGCUCCCUGCGGUUUGACGACAAGCCCGACUACUCUUACCUACGUCAGCUCUUCCGCAACCUCUUCCACCGGCAGGGCUUCUCCUAUGACUACGUCUUCGACUGGAACAUGCUGAAAUUCGUGAGUCACCUGGAGGCCAAGGCGGGCUUAGGGGACUGGAUGGGGAAGGCCCUGACUCAGAGGGCCAGAGUGAGCCAGUGGCGGGUGGAGCUCCCGACAGACGGGAGGUAUGAGCUGGACGGUGUGGUUGACCUCACUGGGGUCCUGGAGCCCUCCUGCCUCAUCCGUGCUGACAACUUGUGCCGCCGUGGGCAGCAGGGCCCAGGCAGGGCGCUGCCUCCUGCUGGAAUAAGAAGGACCUGGCUUCACCUGGGGCCCCUCCUGGGUCCCCGCGGCAGGGCGUGGGUGGUGCUGGCAGUGCCCCCCGCCGCCCUGAUCGCUGCCUGCACCGUCCUGCUCCUAUUCUACACAUCCCAGGCGGCCACCUGCACUGUGGCCCCUCUGGCCAGCCUGGACCCAGUCAUGGUGCUUGCUUUCUUCUUGGUCAUGGGACCCUGGGUCUGGCUAGGCAGUUGUUCUGUUUCCCUCUUUUAAGAGUCCCGGGGGUGGGGUUGGGUGGGGAGCAGCAUUGGCCGGCCGUGCCCAGGGCUCUGGAAUCUGUGAAAUUGUAUAUCUUGUUUCACAUCUCUUCUGGCAAAGGGGGCUUCCUCUAGCCAGGCUCAGCCCCGUGACAGCCCUGUGACAGCGAAGGGACCGUUCUGUCCCCGCCCCUGUCCCUGUGCCGGGCCCACGUACUCACCCACAUACUGGUAAGGAUCCUCUGAGGCCUGGCUUUUCCAAAAUUUGCCACUUGACCAGCGAGCGCAAGAGGCUGAGCCUCAGCUGUGCUCUUUUUGUCCCUUCCAGGUGCCCGGCGCCCCUGGGCACCCAGAGCCCCCCAGAUAGGCCCAUGGAGGAGGUGGAGGAGGUGGAGGAGCUGCCCCAAAACUACUGGCCUGUGGUCUGGACUCCAGGGCCCCAUUUCUGAUGUCGCCAGGUGUGCCUGAGCCCAUCGGGGCCAGGCCUGAGGAAGUGUUUCUUGGGAGGAUGGGAUGACCCCCUGUUCCCAAGAGAUAGCAGCACAGUGGAGGGCAUGGUGGAAAAGGCCCUGCCGUGGGAUCCUAGGGAAGUAGCCAGCCACCUGAGGGCCAGGACAGCCUGAAGGAGGGUUGGUGGCCACUGCCCACAAAGGGCCUGGUGGGAACGGGUCCCAGGACAGACUCACGGCCAGACCCCGUCAGCAGCCGCUGUGUUGAACCUGAACUCAUUAAAUACCUCCUCUUGCUUCAUCCUGGUGUGCCUCUUUCGUGGCAGGGCCCUCAGCUGCCCUGCUAGAUGUUUAGGACCAAGGCUCUGUUCUGAAAGCCAAGGUCGGCACGUUGGUCGGCUUUUCUUCUCUCUGGGUUUCUUGUUCACUAAGGAGUGAGACAGAGGUCAGGCAGAGAGGGAGAGGCCUCGGUUGCCCUUUUCAGCAGGGGUGGAAAUGGGAUAUGGGCAGGGGGCGUCUUCUCUGAUUUCACCCUAGACCUUCUGGCUCCAAAUGGGGCCCAUGGCCUUGGGCACCAGGGACCAGCUCUUUCCACCACAGGGCAUUGGGCACUGGGCACUUUCUCAUCGAGAUAGUCACUCCCAAGUCUGGUUCGUGAUGGGCUUGGCCCUCCAGCUCAGCACAACUCCAAGAAUGGAUUUUGUAUUCUGUAGACUGACACUGUCCAAGAUGGUAGCCACCGGCUACAUGCGACACAUUUUUAAUGAAUUAAAAUUAAUCAAGACUGGAAAUGUCAGCCAAGCACGAAGGCUUAUGCCUGUAAUCCCAGCAUUUUGGGAGGCCAAAGAGGGCGGAUCACUUGAGGUCAGGAGUUUAAGACCAGCCUGGCCAACAUGGUGAAACCCAUUUCUACUAAAAACACAAAAAUUAGCUGGGUAUGGUGGUGUGUUGCUGUAAUCCCAGCUACUGGGGAGGCUGAGGCAGGAGAAUCGCUUGAACCCAGGAGGCAGAGUUUGGAGUGAGCCGAGAUCACGCCCCUGCACUCCAGUGGCCACCACAUCCAGCAAGGCAGACGGGACCAUUUCCUUCAUCCAGAACGUUCUGUGGACAUCACUGCUCUAGGUGCCUCCCUUAUGGAGUCUCGCAAGACUGUCUAGCCAGCAAGAUCUCUUCUCCAAGCAGGCCAGGAGCACCUCUCCAUCCACUGCUGCUGCUGUGACCACCUUCCUGGAGUCCGUCUUGAGGCAGGCCCUGAAGUUAGAAGCUGGGCAGAGACGCCCACAGCCUUAUCCUUUGCCAAUCACUGACUCAUUGCCAUGGCCACCGUCGUGAGCUGAACCACCUCCAGCCGUCCUCUGGCAGAAGCACCUGGAAAACAUGCAGUGGGAACUUUCACCCCGAGGCCGGGCCCUUCCCAUGCCAACCCGGCAAUAGACAGGACACCCUGUGGUGGUCUGCACCGGCGUGCUGGGAUCUGUGGAUCCCUGGAGCCUGGAAGCCACUCGCAGCACAUAGAGCCACUGUGUUCCGAGGUCCAGUCCGCCGGCCGGGAAGGAAUUCAACACAGCCAAGGACAGGGGUCCAUAUGAUGACAGGUGGAUGCUCCUGUGACUUUGCUGAUCUUUUGCAUUUUCUGUGGGCAAUAAAGGCCAAGAGAGCUC
This is a messenger RNA of Piliocolobus tephrosceles (Ugandan red Colobus), 4961 nucleotides long. It is a transcript of the gene CSNK1E, whose product is annotated as casein kinase 1 epsilon. The coding region runs from base 1509 to 2867 and encodes 452 amino acids. Gene Ontology annotation, biological process: protein phosphorylation. Gene Ontology annotation, molecular function: ATP binding; protein kinase activity. The record is from RefSeq and is a predicted model, not a curated record. Lineage: Eukaryota; Metazoa; Chordata; Mammalia; Primates; Cercopithecidae. The transcript is spliced from 7 exons.